Messenger RNA from Emiliania huxleyi CCMP1516, 3357 nucleotides. RefSeq lists its product as hypothetical. The record is from RefSeq and is a predicted model, not a curated record. The coding region runs from base 988 to 3339 and encodes 783 amino acids. The transcript is spliced from 12 exons. Lineage: Eukaryota; Haptophyta; Isochrysidales; Noelaerhabdaceae.
GUCGAGCGGCUCCUCGUCCCCGCAAGAGCGCGCGCCGCCGCGGCCACCGGACCUGCCCCUUCCCCCGGCGGCCCGCCUCCAUCGCCGCCUCCUCCCGGCACCGGCGCCAGCGGCGGCUCCGACCUGACGCCGUCCGUCGCCAUCAUCCGGCGACCGUCGGCAGCCAGACCCGACCAUUUUGCCGGCGAGCUUCUCGGCCAGCUCCCCGGCCACAAGCGGCUCUCUCCGGCACACGGCGCCGGCCUCGAGGCAUCGGGGCCGCAGUGGCCUGCUCAUCGACAGGAGCUCGAGGAGCUCGAGGAGCAGAUCCGCGUCCUGCGAGCCAGAGUGGCGGAGGCGCCGGAGGACGGGGGCGGUGCCUGGCCAUCUCUCGAGCACGUUGCGGAGGACCGUAGCGCGCUGGUCGAGCUGUCGGGCUACCUCGGGCGGAGGGCGAGGGUGCGGCUGGCGAGGCAGCUGGCGGGAGGCGCGGCGCGCGCGGAGGCGGAGCUGAGGGACGCGGCGCGCUGCUUUGGCUACGACUGCGCCGGGUGCGCCGCGUCGGCGCCACCGUGGGCUCCACCGGGGCACGAGCGGCUGCUGGCGCGGCGCGGCGGAGACGAGGAGGAGUCGGAGCGCAAGCAGAUCGACGCGCUCGGCUCCAAGGCCGACGCGGUCAAGGCCGAGCUCGACACAGUGCACACGAAUGCGAGAAGCGUGGUCCAGCGGCCUGCAUCCCUGUCGCAACCGCCACUGGAGCCGCUCGGACUCGGGCGCGAGGAGCUGGAGGCCAGCAAGGCCAAGAUCGCGGCGUUUGAAGUCAAGGGCGGGAUCACCAACUUUGCCGGACCGAAAGACGCUUUGCCGGACGCCCUGCGGCCCUUCAUCACCGCCACAGGAACAGGCUCCGUUCACCUCCAGGACGUUCGGGACGCGCAUGAGGGCGUCAGCCCCGGCGAGUGCGCCUCGUGGGCCCGCAAGGGCGAGUGCGCCAGCAACUUGCCUUGGAUGGUCCUUCACUGCGCCGCUUCGUGCGCAGAGCACUUGCCGCACUGCCGCGGCGGCGUGUGCUUGUACGACCUCACGGUGGAGCCCGCCGGCAGCCGCCGCACCGUCAGCGUGAAGGGCUUCUCGGCGGUCGGCAGCGACGCGGCGGCGAGGCGGGCGGUGGAAAUGGGAGGGACUUUGGCCCUCACCUACGAACUCACCUUUCCGGCCAUCGCCGCGGACCGCCGCCUCCUGGUUGCGGUCAACCACACCAAGCAAGACAGCGAGGCGUGGGCGGGGCAUCCGACCCUCUACUACCAGUCUGGCUCGCUGGUGCACUCCUACAUCGUGUGUGACUUCUACCUGUCCGAGAUCGCGCUGGGGAUUUCUUUCUUGACCGGCUGGCUCUCCCUCAUCGCGCUGCGAAGGCAGCUCUGCCAGCGGUUCCCCGAGUGGGCGGAGGUGGCGCCGACGUGGGUCGCACACGCGCUGCUCUUUGCCGGCCUCGUCCUCCCUGUUUUCGUUGGGUGGGUCCGGGGGAUGAUGACGUUGCUAAGACUCACCAGCCCAUCGACGGUGUUCGGUUGGCAGCUUUUCAUACGGCUGGAUUGGCUGCAGCUCGCCAGUUACCUCGCGGUCCGUGGCCGCAUGCGACGUGCUCACAUGUUGUUACCACCGGCGGAGGACUACGUCAACGGAGCAGUACAGCGACUACUCGGGUGGCUGUUGGACGCCUCCAACGUCGUCGACUGGCUCGCGGUCGCCAUCUUCGAGCUGCCGAGGAGCCUCCUUGCGCUGUCGAUCCGUCCGUCCGUCGUGCUCGUCCGCUGGCUAGACAGGCGGCUCCGCAUCUCCUCGGGGGAGAUCGCGAUCGGAGAGUCGCUGGGCCAUCUCGCGGCCACGCAUGGAGGGCUGGUCGCGUCUGCAUGUUGCGCAGCGGGCGUGAGGAUCGUUCAGGCGGUUUGGCGGUGGGCCGCCGGCGCCGUUCUCCAGGAGGAGGUCGAGCACCGCGCGAACACGCGCCGCGUGGCCGUCGGCAGCCGCGUCGUGUGGAUAAGCCACGAUCCCGAUGUCCCGGUGGGCCAGAUUGGCAAGGUCCUGUCGCGGGCGGCCGGGCACGCCGGUGAGUUCUGCGUGCAGUUUCCAAACGGCACUUGGCGCUUCGCCGAGUCGUCGUUGAGGGUCGCGCCCGAGAGCGCGUCGGAGCAGCGGCAGAGGCUUCGGGCAGCGCAGGGGCCCGGUGCCGGCGACGUCGGCGGGAUCGCGGCGCGGCAGCGGAGGAGGAGAGGCUGGACCGCGAGCCAGCUGGAGGAGGAGAAGCAGCGCCGCCAGCAGGAGCAGUCCCGGGUCGCGCAGGCAGCAGAGUCCGGCGGCACGCAGGGCGUACAGGGCGCGGAGGCGGAGGAGGCUUCUGGCGCCACAGUGGCCGCUCGAGUGGCAGGAAGUGUGAUGGAGUGGGAGUGGUUCGCCAUAGCCAUCACCGUCAACUUCCUCGUCGUGACCGGGGGUCGGGUCGGCCUACCUCUUUCCCUGGCGCCUCGCGUCCUCCUCGCGCCCUCUGGGUGGACCGCUGACGGGAUCGUCGACGUGGCCAUCAACCUCACCCUCGCGCAGGCUACCGCCAGCCUCACGUCCUACAUCGCUGGUCUCGACAAUUCGACGCUCGCGGAGGCCCUCUCCAACCAAGUCUCCAACCACGCCUGGAGCCGCGCGGUGCAGCGUUGGUGUGCCGACCGCGUUGCCGACGGCGCGCUGGCGGCACGGCUGGCGGAGUAUUUCAGCGGGGAUGCGUUCGGCGUCGAGGCGGCGCUCGACAGUGUGUGGACGAGGGUGCUGGCGCCACUCAAGGGGCUGGCCUCAAGGGGCUCGAGGGGCUGGAGCUGGUGCAAGGCGUGCGUCUCGCACCUUAUGCAUAACCUUGCGGCGGGAGGGACGGGCCGUCGCCAGCAGGGACCUUCCGCGCACGAGGGAGCGCAGGACGGCCUGCAUAGCGCGGACACGCAGACGACGCCGGGACUGGCGCGGCAGGCUUUGCGCCGCGGCUCAACGUACGCGAGCGACGAUGGCGCGUCACCCGGAGCCGGCGGCGGCGGCGAGCCGAGUGCACCAGCCGACGGCGAGCCGCAGAGCGCGCAGCAGCCCGCCGUCGCCGUCUCGCUGGCAAACGUCGCCUUCGACACGGGGCGGCCAGCGGCCCCCGAGUCGACCCUCGGCGGUGAUACCACGUGCAUCGUGUGCUUCACCAACCCAAAGACGCACAUCGCCGCGCCGUGCGGCCAUCUCUCCGCGUGCGGCGCCUGCUCCGCCAAGAUGGAGCAGUGCCCCUACUGCCGCGAACCGGUGAUGCUAUGGAUGCAGCUCCGUAUGACCUGAGGCGGGCGAGACCCGCCC